Molecule: messenger RNA, 1182 nt
Organism: Nezara viridula (southern green stink bug)
Lineage: Eukaryota; Metazoa; Arthropoda; Insecta; Hemiptera; Pentatomidae
Source: the annotation of a GenBank genome assembly
CGUGUGGGGUGACAGUUGUGUUCACCUAUUUGGUUGCAAAUCAUUUUUCAUUCCAAUUAAUAUUUAUAAAACCACACAUCACUUUAAACAUGGAUCCAGAGGCGUUUUUGGACCUUGCUAAUCAGGUUACGAAGUUGAAAAUGUUCCCAUACUUUGAUAUUGCACAUAGUGUAUUAUGUGCUCUUCACGUCAGAGAAGAUUUAGGGGCAGGUGCUCAAGCAUUCUCCCGUAAACAUCCCAUGUCUUGUUGGCUGUCUACAAUGCUUGUUGUUUUUGCUGGAGGAAUGCUUAGUAAUGGCCUUCUUGGUGAACCUAUUUUGGCUCCUUUAAAAAAUACCCAACAACUUUUGGUUGCAACGGCAGUUUGGUAUGUUGUAUUCUAUACUCCAUUUGAUAUUGGAUACAAGAUUUCAAAGUUUCUUCCUGUAAAACUAGUCUUUGCUACAAUGAAAGAAAUAUAUAGGUGUAAAAAAGUGUAUGAUGGAGUUACACAUGCUGCUAAACUUUACCCUAAUGCCUACAUAAUUAUGAUUCUAAUUGGAACUCUUAAAGGUAAUGGUGCUGGCUUUACUAAGCUUUUUGAAAGACUUAUCAGAGGUGUUUGGACACCUACUGCAAUGGAAUUUAUGCAGCCUAGUUUCCCAACUAAAGCUUGUAUAGUUGCUUCAACUAUUUUUGUGCUUGAUCAGAAGACAGAUCUCAUUUCAGCACCCCACUCAUUGGUUUACUUCGGCAUUGUCAUCUUUUUUGUUUAUUUCAAGCUAUCUUCAUUGCUCCUGGGAAUUCAUGAUCCUUUUGUACCAUUUGAAAAUCUUUUUUGUGCACUUUUCCUGGGAGGAAUUUGGGAUUCUCUUGCCAAAGUUUUGGGAAGAGGUGCUGUCAAAGAAGAUAAGGCUGACUCAAAAAAGAAAGAUUAAUCCUAUUUUGGUUUUCCCUUUAUACCUUGGUACUUAGGUACUGUACAAUCCUAGUCAUUUCAUCGAGCGAACGAAUCGAAAAGAAGAUUUCAUGAGAGUAUUACUUUUAGGGAAGAGAAAUAAAUACUUGUUUUACUACUUUUUAUUGAUAAUAAUUCACCAAACAGUUUUUUAUUGUUAUUGUUUUUAUGAUUUGACUUGUCUUUCUUAAAAAUAGUGCAAGAUUAAAGCAAUAUUCACUUUUAAAUGUUUUUGUUUUUAUUUU